AUGGCCACCGUCAACACCAAGACCGGCCAGGCCGUCGACCGCACGGUGCUGGACUCCAUGCUCCGCCGCCGCAUGUUCUACACCCCCUCCUUCGAAAUUUACGGUGGUGUGUCCGGUCUGUACGAUUAUGGCCCACCUGGAACCGCCCUGAUCGCCAACAUGACCGACUUGUGGCGCAAGCACUUCGUACUCGAGGAGGAUAUGCUCGAGGUCGACACCACCAUGCUGACCCCCCACGAGAUUCUCAAGACCAGUGGACAUGUGGACAAGUUCGCCGACUGGAUGUGCAAGGACCCCAAGACUGGCGAGAUCUUCCGUGCCGACCACUUGGUUGAGGAGGUGCUCGAGGCCCGCCUCAACGGUGACAAGCAGGCGCGCGGCGAGAAAGUUGAAGUGGACGAGGAGAAGGAGGCCAAGAAGAAGAGAAAGGCCAAGGGCACCGAGGCCAAGAAGCUGGAUGAUGCCUUGGUCAAGGAGUACGAGGAGACCCUCGCACAGAUUGACAACUUCGGUGGUCCCGAACUGGAGCAGCUUAUCAAGAAGCACGACAUCCGCAACCCCGUCACCGGCGGCGAGGUGCUGCCUCCGGUCUCCUUCAACCUCAUGUUCCAGACCUCCAUUGGCCCCAGCGCCAACAUGCCUGGAUACCUGCGUCCCGAGACCGCCCAGGGUCAGUUCCUGAACUUCGCUAAGCUCCUGGAGUUCAACCAGCAGUCGAUGCCGUUCGCCUCUGCUUCCAUUGGCAAGUCGUUCCAGGGUGGCAAGAAGCACGCUCGCUUCGAUGAGGUCAAGGAUACUGAGUUGACCUUGCUCGACCGUAACGUGCAGCUGUCCGGCAGCACCAAGCUGACCACGAUGACCGUCGGCAAGGCCGUUGAGACUGGACUGGUCGACAACGAGACUCUGGGCUAUUUCUUGGCCCGCAUUCAGUCCUUCCUGUUGAAGCUGGGUGUUGACCCUACUAAGCUGCGCUUCCGUCAGCACAUGGCCAAUGAGAUGGCUCACUACGCUACUGACUGCUGGGAUGCCGAGCUGCAGACCAGCUACGGCUGGAUCGAGUGUGUUGGUUGUGCUGACCGCUCCGCUUACGACCUGACUGUCCACAAAGACAAGACCGGUGCCCCUCUCGUGGUGCGCCAGGCUCGUGCCGAGCCUCUGCGUAUCGAGGAGUACCAGGUUAACAUUGAGAAGAAGAAGUUCGGUCCCAAGUUCAAGAAGGAUGCCAAGACUGUCGAGGCAGCUGUUGAGGCUCUGUCCCAGGAGCUGCGCGAGAAGCUGUCUCUUGACCUCGAGAAGGAUGGUAAAAUUGAGGUCGACGUUGAGGGUGUUGGAUCUGGCAAGGUUGAGAUCGAGAAGGACCUGAUCAAGAUUGAGAAGCGCACCCGUGUUGACAAUGUCCGCGAGUACACCCCCAACGUGAUCGAGCCCUCCUUCGGUAUUGGACGUAUUAUGUACAGUAUUAUCGAGCACUCCUACUGGUCCCGUGCCGGUGAUGAGACCCGUGGUGUCCUUUCUUUCCCUCCUACUAUUGCCCCCACAAAGGUCCUGCUGGUUCCCCUCUCCACUCACGCCUCCUUCAAGCCUCUGACCCAGCGUCUGACCUCGAAGCUGCGCAAGGCCGGUGUCUCCAACCGUGUUGAUGACUCUUCCGCCAGUAUCGGCAAGCGUUACUCUCGCAACGACGAGCUGGGCACACCCUUCGGUAUCACUGUUGACUUCCAGUCCGUUCAGGACAGCACCUUCACCCUGCGUGACCGCGAUACCACCAAGCAGGUCCGUGCCAGCGAGGACGAGAUCCUGCAAGCUGUCAAGUCUCUUGUUGAGGGCGACGAGACAUGGGAGGAUAUCCGCAAGCGCCUGCCCGAGUUCACUUCCCAGGAAAUCGAGGCUUAG
This is a messenger RNA of Penicillium verrucosum, 1893 nucleotides long. Its product is annotated as glycine--tRNA ligase. Gene Ontology annotation, molecular function: ATP binding; glycine-tRNA ligase activity. Bases 1 to 1893 code for a protein of 630 amino acids. Gene Ontology annotation, cellular component: mitochondrion; cytoplasm. Gene Ontology annotation, biological process: mitochondrial glycyl-tRNA aminoacylation. The transcript has 3 exons. The record is from RefSeq and is a predicted model, not a curated record. NCBI's taxonomy places the organism in Eukaryota, Fungi, Ascomycota, Eurotiomycetes, Eurotiales, Aspergillaceae.